UUUUCGAGCGCGGGACUGUCGAAAUAUCAACAACACUUUUGUUAAACUCUUUCAGCCACUUUUGUAUAUUUUGUCUACAUCCUGCGAUCGCGAUGUGCUCAAAGGUUAUAUCCAGAGCGAAGGAGUUUGUCAGUAUUCUUCGAUCCCUUCAGGAUGCGGAAAGCAGUGAUCCAUAUGCAUACGAGGAAGAUGUCCAAAUAGUGAAGAUGAAUGGAGACAGAAUUCCUGCAGUGAAUGUGUAUUGUGGCAACCAGAAAAUCUUCGUGUGUGAAAAAGCUGUUCCAAAAAUGAGCGAACCAGAUGACGGGCAAAUGACCGAGACAUCAAAUUGUUCUGAUGGUGAUGCUGAUGAGGCUAAUGAUAGUGCCCAUGUUCUUCAAACAGAAAUUGGACCACAGCCACUUACAGUCAUGAAAGCAAGGCAGUUGCUCUCUUGGUAUACAUUAUCUCAAAAUGCUAGCGUGUCAGCUGUGGACACGAACCUUCAGUUAUACCCCCUGUGGGUGCGAUGUGACAUGGCUGAUCCUGCAGGAACAACCUGGUUUGGAGCUGAAACAAUCUGUGUGGGCACUAAAGUUACUGGUGUCAAAUUGUACUCCAUUACCUGCAAAGGUUCUACUGCAGACAAACAAUCCCUCACAACCUUAGAGGAACUGAAACAAGAACAUAAGAAGCGCCAUCAUCCGUCCUCGAUGGGGAUUAAAGGCAGUGCCAGGUUCAACCUGUUUGGUUCCACUGUUGUUGAAAACACCACCAUUGAGUCUCAGAGCAGUGUGACUGUGGAUUUCAAAUGGAGCCAUAUGGAGAGUAUCCUUGAGAUCCCACCUCUGUCCUCCACAGCAACAUUAAAUAUCAAAGUUGCCAGUGGAGACAUGAGAAGUCCAAUGUUUGAGAUGUACAGGGAGCUGGAGUUUCUUAAGACUCUUGCUGAUGGGUUGAGAACUGGUGAGACUGAAUGGAUGGAACCUUUGGAAAGCACAUCAGCUGUAAAUCUGACCAAGGCCUACCUAGAAGAGCUGCAGAGCACUGCAAAAACACUGCAGGAUCAAGCUGCAAGAACACCAGAGAUCUCAAAGCUGAAGUCUGAGACGGAAACUCCCAUUUUCAACUCUUUCUUGGAAAGAGGAGAUUUGGAUUUUGUGGAGCAGCUUUGGGUUCGGAUGAGGAAAAGUGUGACUUCAUAUCAGGACAUUGGAGAUUGCCUGAAGUUGGUAAUUGACGCUCUAAGAUAUGGUGACAUCAAACCCUGGAUUCACAGAGACAGCAGCAGUUCCCUCAGCAAGCUCAUCCUGCAGUCCUACCACCAACAGAUCGAGCAUGUGUCUCUUACAGGUGUCACGCCUGUCAACAUGCUGCUUGAGAUGGGUCUGGAUAAGAUGAGAAAAGACUAUAUUAACUACUUAAUUGGUGAGGAAUUGACGACUCUAAACCACUUGUGUUAUUACCUGAGCACAGAGGUUGAUCUGCAGGAGCAAGUGAUCCGACUCAGGAAACUGCACCAUCUGCUGGAAAUAACUGUGACCUGCAGCACGUUCCUGGGCUUGCCCUACGAUCGUCUCUUUCUUCUCACGCAAUCAUGUUUGCAGCACUACAGAACAUCACCUUAUGAUGAAGAGCAUGAAUUCAAACUCCAAAUCAAACCUGCGCUGAUCAGUCAUUUCUACCAAAAAGAGCACCCAGUAGUGUGGGGGGUUGAGUUGUCCAGUGGCCACGGUUCCCGUGAGGUCAGGACCUCCUUACAGCUUAGCGACAGACCACUGGUUGAUCAUGUCAUCUUUGAAACAGACUUCCCAAAUGAAACCGUGAACGGGGACAGUGAGGAUCCUGCUUUCUUCUCCACCGUGGUGUGCUGCAGCCUCGUCAACUUUGCCUGAAUUUACAAAGCGUGCGACUAACCAACCAAAGAGGUGUUCUCAUGUUUUAUAUUCUGAUUGGGAGAUUGAAAAUGGCCACUAUAGGUAUUUCUCACAGUAUAUUUUUGUCAGUGCUUUCAGUAAACACAUUUCAGCCCUUUGUAUAUAUAUUUGGGUUUUCCAGUCACAUCUUUAUUAUCACAUUUUGCUGCUCAAGGAAAGUUGUAUCCAAAUGAAAACACAAAGUAUGCUAGAUCACCUGGGCUGUUUGCAGUGUCAGUAACCCACAGCAGUACUUUAAUAAGAAAACCUGACCCCUGUUCCUUCUAUGCUAAACCAGUCAUUUUUGAGCAAACACUUGACAUAUGUCAAAUUGAUGGAAUCACCAAUUUCAGUUCAGUUCAAAUGAUGUAUUUAUAUUCACACAUAAUCCAAUAAAGAAAUGAUGCACUUACA
This is a messenger RNA of Archocentrus centrarchus (flier cichlid), 2309 nucleotides long. It is a transcript of the gene zwilch, whose product is annotated as zwilch kinetochore protein. Gene Ontology annotation, biological process: protein localization to kinetochore; mitotic spindle assembly checkpoint signaling. NCBI's taxonomy places the organism in Eukaryota, Metazoa, Chordata, Actinopteri, Cichliformes, Cichlidae. The record is from RefSeq and is a predicted model, not a curated record. Gene Ontology annotation, cellular component: RZZ complex. The transcript is spliced from 18 exons. Bases 93 to 1874 code for a protein of 593 amino acids.